AUGGCGGACUUGGAUGAGGAUGCGAUCAACAAUUCUACCACUGGAGGAGCUCAUGCCGACAUCGACUUAUCGGAUGAAACGCAGGACUUUCGCAUGCUCAACAACCUCUCCUUUCUUGACACUGCCAAUCUCUCUCUGCCCAAACGAGGUGAAAAGGACUUCGAGCCGAACCCGACCGUCUUCCAGGCCGACAUCCUCUCCGCAUCGCGGCAGGCUAUGCAUAAUGCCCUCGCAUACCCUCGACUACACCAUCCCAAGAACCUACUCAUCGGAGUCUACGCGCCAAAUGGACCUGCUCCGCCUGCGAUCUCUAAGUCCCUGGAUACAGUUGCUGAAGAGGCCCCGGCCGAGAAAGCAGCCGAGAAAGCAGCACCGGUCUCAAUUGGCGCACAGGUACCGGCGGACGCAUGCGUCUACGUUACAAAGGCGAAGGGACCAUUCUUCAAGUCACUGGGACAGGCAGAUCGCUGGAGCCGGGUAUGGCUGCUUCCGGAGGAGGCUCUGUAUCUGCUGGAGAGAGGGACCCUGGAUAUAAGGUGGCCCCGCUGUGCUGUCGGCGACGGAGACGAAGACGACAUUGAAGACUCUGGGCUACCUAUGAGCUUACAAGCUGCUUACGCGUGUUUAAUGGGACGUGGAGGAUUGACGAUGGAGAGGUACUCUGUUUUCACCGGUCUCAGACGACUGGGUUACGCUGUUCUUCGAGCACCUGGAUGGAGCGAAAGCGACGAAGAGAAAGUUUCACAAGCGGCUGCACAGUCUGUUGCCCGGCAGGGACCAGGAUUAGCUGGGAUCUUUUCUCGUUUCAUGGGAUGGCUAUGCGAUGGUGCGCCCACCACGGCAGUGGGACCUGUUGCUGGUCUUGGGUUCCAUCAUAGCUACGACAGGAUUUACCGCAAACUCUCACUGAUACCUUUUUAUGACCCCGUUACUUCCGCCUCGCCUUCUCCACAGCCAAGACUUCCUUACGCCGUCGUGUGGCAUGUCUACAAACCAUCUACUAGUUUCCGCAAGUCCGCUCCACCGGAUCCCGAUUUCAAGAUCGCCGUUAUAAACGCCCGAACUACCACCAUACCUACCGUGUCCCAAAUCUGGACUCUACUUGAAAGCACGCCUUUGAACCCGCCUCGUCCUAACAGCCAGCUAUAUGUGCGAUUGAAGAACGGCUAUCGAAAUGUCAUCCUGGCCGUGGUUGAUCAAGGCGUCGUAAGUUAUCUCAAAAUCGCAGACGCGGCAUUUGGAAAAGAGAAACUUUAUGCACAACGGCCUUCCGGUGGGAACAAGAACCGGGGGCCGCCCAGGCACAAAUUCAAAAAGCGAUGA
Molecule: messenger RNA, 1323 nt
Organism: Aspergillus mulundensis
Lineage: Eukaryota; Fungi; Ascomycota; Eurotiomycetes; Eurotiales; Aspergillaceae
Exons: 3
Coding region: 1-1323 (440 amino acids)
Biological process (GO): tRNA-type intron splice site recognition and cleavage
Cellular component (GO): tRNA-intron endonuclease complex
Source: RefSeq, a predicted model, not a curated record